Molecule: messenger RNA, 644 nt
Organism: Cuscuta epithymum
Lineage: Eukaryota; Viridiplantae; Streptophyta; Magnoliopsida; Solanales; Convolvulaceae
Source: the annotation of a GenBank genome assembly
CCUGGAUUGAAACCGCCUAGCAUGUACGAGUUAAGAGUUCCAUUACUUAGAAAGGAAGUGGAGGAUACCCAAACAAUGCUGGACGAGCACAAGAAGGAAUGGGCAUUAAAAGGUUGCUCGUUGUUAUCUGAUGGGUGGCGUGAUAACGUUGCCCAAAAGGAGAUUAUUAAUUUUUUAAUUAAUUCUCCAAAGGGUUCGGUAUUCAUCAAGUCCAUGGAUGUUUCAGAAGUUUCAAAAGAUGCAAAUCUUAUGUUUAAUAUUCUUGACGAAAUGAUUGAAGAAGUUGGUGAACAGAAUGUAGUCCAAGUUGUAACUGACAAUGCAUCCGCUUAUGUGAAAGCGGGAAAAUUGCUAGAAGCGAAACGCCCACACCUUUAUUGGACUCCUUGCGCUGCGCAUUGCAUUGACCUUAUGUUAGAGGACAUUGGGAAGAUUCCCAAAGUUCACAAUAUUUUGAAGAAGGCAAUUUUUAUGAAUGGUUUUAUUUAUUCCUAUGUUCCUCUUGUGAAUAUGAUGAGGAGAUUCACGGGCCAAAGGAAUUUGCAUAGGCCUGGCAUCACGAGAUUUGCUACAUCUUUUAUCACUCUCUCUCAGUAUCACAAACAGAAGAACAAUUUGAGGAAGUUGGUGACCUCAGAAGACUG